Messenger RNA from Pseudopodoces humilis (Tibetan ground-tit), 3036 nucleotides. The record is from RefSeq and is a predicted model, not a curated record. NCBI's taxonomy places the organism in Eukaryota, Metazoa, Chordata, Aves, Passeriformes, Paridae.
AUGCUGGGGUGGCUGCUGGCGGCGCUGGCGGCGCUGGCGCAGGGCGGCACCGUGGCAGCCCACGACAUCUCCUGCUGGAAGAAAUGCACCAGCAAGCCUUUCCACUGCUCCUGGCCUCCCCUCGGCCCCGCCGGCAACACCUCCUACAUCCUGACUUCUGGUGAGUUGGGCAGCGCGGCGGGGAGGGAGAGCCCAUGGGAUGUGUCCCGGAUCCCUCCCUGUGCCCACUCCCUCCCCAGCUUUGAGAAGAACCGCCAGUGCCGCCGCUAUGGGGUGGGCACGGCCACCAACUACAGCCCCCCGCAUCGCCAGCUGUACACCCUGGAGAACACCACGGCCUGGGUGGAGGCACGCUGGGGGGAACAGCUCCACAAGACCCCCAACCACAUCCUUCACCUCGACAAGGCUGUCAAACUGGAUCCACCUCCUGAUGAGAUGCUCUUCUCCAAGACUGGUGGCAAGCUGAGGGUGCAGGUGCCACGGCCACAGUGCCAAGGCCUGGAGCAGCCGGCUCAACACGAGGCUCGCUUCUGGAGGGUGGGAGACAGCAGCUGGACACAGGUAAAAGUGACAUGUGAGACUGUGAUGGGGACAGGUGAAAAUGACUCAGUGACCUGUGCCCUGGGGGUCAAUGGCACCUUCGUGGUCCAGCUCCGGCACAAGCCUCCCCACUGGAGCAGCUACUGGAGUGACUGGAGCAGCAACAUCUCUGUUCCCGAGGAAAUCCUGAGGAGCCCGGUGCUGAGCCAUCAACUGGGCAAACUGGGGAGAGACGGGCAGCGGGUGCUGAGGCUGAGCUGGCAGGUACAGCAGCAUCCCUGGGGGCCCUCCUGGCCAGUCCUCAAGGAGCAAAGGGAUGUCACCUACAAGCUGGACGUCCACAUGUUGGCGUGUGACUGUGCAGAGUCAGAUGAGGAGGACCCUGUGGAGCUGGGCUGGGAGGUGACAGAGCACAACCUCACCCUCUCCGGGGCUGAAUACGAAAUCCUGUUGACCGCGGUCAAUGCCGCGGGGCCGGGGCCGGCGCAGCAGCUCCGUGUGCCCGCAGAGCAGCGAGCAGGUACCCGCCGCUCUGGAAAUGCUGAGCUCCCCUGGCAGCCCUCAGGGCUUUAUUUUUUCCAGCUACCCCGAAUUUCCCCCCGUUUCAUCCCAGAUCUCAGGUUCAAGGAGAUCAGCGUGGCCGGCGGCACCGUGACUGCGCGGUGGGAAGCGCCGGUCCCUGGCGAUGCCUUCUGCUUCGAGCAGCAGACGCUGCCGGAGCCUCCGAAACAGGGAGUCUGCUCCCAGCAGGAAUUCCCUGCCCACAGCAUCCACGCAGAGAGGCAAGGGAGCGCCCCAAGCCCCUCGCUGUCCCCACACCCGGGGUCAGAGGGGCUGAGCAGCACCCCCGGUUCGUCCCCAGGAGCUCUGGGAGCGCCGGGCUGUCACCGCCUGGCCGUGCACGGCAGGGACACGGAGCGAGGCUGGGCCACCUUCGCCUUGUGGCACCUCUACUCCAGCAACGGUGGGUGUGCCAGCACGGAGCAUCCGCGCCCGAUUGCGCUCCAGAAGGGGCGCUCCUGAAAUAAUCCCCUGGGUUUUCUGCUCGCAGAUUCGCUGCUCGUGCCCGUCAACAUCAGCGCCGGGGAGGCCGCAGUUGUGCUCCGGUGGAAGCCGUCCCCCCGUGCCGCCUGUCCCGGAGCGCUGGACAAGUACCUCAUCUGCCACGAGGCUGAGGGGGACAACGUCGGUUUUGUUUGCCCAGACAGUGAAGUGGAUGCCACGGCAUCAAACUACACCCUCCAAAACCUCCAGCCUGGCACAGCCUACAGGGUGGGUGUUUGGGAGGUGACAGAGGACAGCGAGAGGACCUGCAGUGCUUGGUGGCACUUCCAGACCAAGAGGGGGUAAUGGCUGAGAGCCCCCAGUUCCUAUGGGGUGCUCUCUCUCUCUACUGUGUGCUCGCCCUCACCCCAAAACGUCUCCUGUGUCCCUGUUGGGGACAGGAAUGCCACCAGCCAGCCAUGCCUGUCCCCAGGUCCCCGGGGAGCAGCGUGGAGAAGCAACCUGAAUUACCUGGGCAUCUCGCUUGGUGUCCCCGCCGCAGCUGCCAUCUACCACCUGAGCAAAAAGAGGGCUCGCCGCCUCCUCUUCCCACCCCUCCCCAAGCCCGUGGGCACCAAAGCCAUCCAGUUCUCGGCAGACGAGAUGAGCCAGGACCAGCCCCGGACAGGCCUCCUGGAGCCCUCGGAAAGGUUCAGCCCAGCCGAGCUGCUGCUGACGGAGCCGAAUCCCAGUGAGGAGACGCCUGACACGGACACCCAGACUGCGGUGCCGCUCCCCGAGGUGUCGCAGGCCGGCCCAGCGCUGGAAAAGCCGGCAGCAGCGGUGGCGUCCCCGCAGGGCUGCGGGGAGGAGCUGCCCUUCGCCUACCGCAGGCAGGACACGUUGAGCCCGGGGGGAUCUCCACCCUCCGGCAGCAGCACCGGACACCCACCCGGAGAGGAGGAGGAGGAGGAGGAGGAAGAGGAGGGGAGGCAGGGGAUGCACCAGCCGCUGAUCCCCAUUGCCCUGCUCAUCUCCGACAAACCCAUCAUCAUCAGGGAUGAGGAAGGAUGGGAUCCCGUGCCGUGACCACCACCGGGCUGGAGCAGCAGGAAGGGCUCGGGGGUGUCCCGUGGAAUGCGAGGUGUCUGUGUGGGAUGCUGAGUGCCCAGUCCGUGCGUGGCACCGGCACUUUCAGGGGGUUUUCUGGUUUCCAGGACACGGAAGGCGAUGCCUCUGGACGCGGCAUUGCACCGGGACAGGUUUUGGCCACGCUGUUUCCAGCCUCAACCUUUCACCAGCGAUAAAACCCAAGCGAAGGCGGCUGCAGCGUCUGGCCAGGACCGAGGGUAUUUCCAUGGCUGGAUGGGGAGGAGAAGCAGAGCUUCAUCCCAGCCAGCUGCCGCCUCUGGAACCAGUAUCGUGGUGGGGACUCAAAAAGCCCCAGCACUAAACACCAGAUACCUGCAAAAAAAUUUUAAAAUGUGCAAAAAUUAAAGAAAAAAAAAAUUA